Molecule: messenger RNA, 2117 nt
Organism: Marchantia polymorpha subsp. ruderalis
Lineage: Eukaryota; Viridiplantae; Streptophyta; Marchantiopsida; Marchantiales; Marchantiaceae
Source: the annotation of a GenBank genome assembly
CGAUGGUGAGCCUAUCGGACCAGCACACGGAGCGCACACAGCAGCAGCAGCAGCAGCGGCAGCAAGCAGGGCGAAAGUACAGGGCUGGACUGGACCGGACCGGACCGGACGGGCUUCGGCUUGUGCUUGUGCUUGUGCUCCUGCUCGCCCUUGGGCUGCGGCUUUAGCUCGCGCCUGCUUGCGCUCGCGCUCGGGCUCGGCUCGGAUCGGACGAGCAGGAAGAGGAGGAGGCAGGAGAUGAACAAACGCAGAGAGUCGACGAUGGUCUGAGGCGGACGAAGGAGCUCGUGGGAAGCGCAGGCAGAGAUCCCAUUGUGCGAUUGAUUGGAGAAGGGCAGGAUUUCUACAGACGGACUGACAGACAGACAGACAGACAGACAGACGACUAGCUCCACCGCCGUCGUAGUGGUCGUCGUUGUCAUUUGAGGGAGGGAGGGAGAGUGAUAGGGGAGGAGGGGAGGAGAGGCUGCUGGAGAUGAUAAGAGGGCCGAGGCGGGCAAGAGGAAAGAGAGAUGGAUAAAGCGGGGUUCAAAGGAGUGUUUAGUGGGAGCGCGGCGCAGGAGCACGCCAUCGACUGGGAGUUGCGGCCGGGUGGAAUGGUAGUGCAGAAGCGAGACCCUGACGCUGUCGCCGUUGUACAGGGCCCCAUGAUUAAGGUCAAGGUGUCGCACGGCCUUUUCUCCCAUGAUGUCACCAUUCCUGCCCAAGCCACUUUCGGCGACCUCAAGAAGUUGCUUGUGCAGGAUACCGGUUUGAAGCCCAACGAACAGAGGCUUCUCUUCAGAGGCAAACAGAAAGAAGACUCCGAGUGGUUACAUGUCGCAGGAGUUAAGGAUAAGGCGAAGAUAAUUCUGGUCGAGGAUCCAGCCAGUAGAGAAAGAAGGCUAGAUGAGAUGAGGAAGCAAGAGCAGAUUGCUAAGGCUUGCAAGGCUGUCGCUGGAGUUCGAUCGGAAGUCGAUAAGCUGGCCGGACAGAUAUCAGAGUUAGAAGCAAGCAUUUCGACUGGAUUCACCGCCCAUGAUAGUGAUUUCACCGUUUUAACGGAGUUGCUGAUGAGACAACUGUUGAAGCUGGAUACCAUCCAAGCUGACGGAGAAGCGAAAGCAUUGCGCAGGACUGAGGUCCAAAGGGUACAGAGUUUUGUUGAAGCUGUCGAUGGAAUGAAAUUGCGUAAUUCCAAAGCUCAAGCUCCCAGUUCUUCCGUAGUGGUUACCACUCAGUGGGAGACAUUUGACAGUGGAAUGGGCAGUCUUACGGCACCACCUCCAUCUUCUAUUCCAACCAUCACUGACUGGGAGAGAUUUGACUGAAAGCUUUAAUUGUUCUGUCUCUCACCCAAUUCUGUAUCUGCACUUGUUUUGUAGCAUGAGUUUGUUGUCAAUAAUUUUUUCUUUCACUUGUGAAAUCCUUUAGAGGCCACAGUACAAAAUUUGUGGGUUAUACCAAUAUCCAUCUUCAGUUUUCCUAGUUCACUUGCAUGUACACAUAAUUAAUCGAUUUUCCAGCUAGACUUCCUGGAUUUUACACUUUACCGACUCCGCUCUUUCUUGAGCCAUCCGAAUAAACGAAUCAGGACUUUUCGAGUAACAGGAGAUUUUUUUCGUCCGUCUCUUGGCAAGACUUCCAGUGAUCAUUUUAUGUUGUACUCACAUUUGCUGUGUGGCAGCCCAGACUUGAUGUCUUCUCGCAGUCUCCCAUGUACCAGAUCUGAGCUUGCUAUUAGGACUUGCUAAAUAUGGACCAUGGCAACGUUUCUUGACCUCUUAUUGCGAUUCUCGCUCAUCAAAGUCGUGAAUCUGUCAACUACUUUCUUACAAUAGCAUGCUCCACUUGAUUGCCUUCUGGCUGUAUCUCACGUACGGAAUAAGAUUCAGACCUGGACGCAUGUCUUGCCCUGUGUUUUUGAUCGGCAAGUUCCCUCGGCCGUGUGCCUAUCAAUUGCAGUUGUUACAGGUCAAAGGAAGGUUGGUCGCAGUCGAGGUUGUCUGUCAUGUUCAGCAUGUGCUGAAAGUGUGAUAUCUCCACCAAACUUGUCAUGGGAGGCCAUUUUCUCUUGCAUUUAGAGAUUUGUCUGUGGAUGUCACGAUGGUAGCUUUCUCAUUCUCUCAGUAAAACCU